Molecule: messenger RNA, 1873 nt
Organism: Solanum tuberosum (potato)
Lineage: Eukaryota; Viridiplantae; Streptophyta; Magnoliopsida; Solanales; Solanaceae
Exons: 4
Coding region: 129-1319 (396 amino acids)
Molecular function (GO): RNA binding
Source: RefSeq, a predicted model, not a curated record
AGGAAAAAGGGGUAUUUCAUAGUUGAGGUGCAUAUAGAGUAGACUGAAGUUAUGUGAGGAAUUUGGUGUGAGCGGUGAAGUAGCUCAUCCAGCGGCGGCCCUAUUGCACGGCGAACGGAGAACGGCGUAUGACAAAUCCUCUGUUUCGAGGUUUUCGAAGACUUGCCUUACUUUCACUUAGCAAGCCUCUCUCCUCUUCUUCUACCUCUUCCAGACCAAUUCUUGGAAAUCCAGAAAACUUUUUGCACUUGUCAAGGUUAGUGCUUAAGGAUAGGUUAAUCCAACAAAACCCCUGUUGGGAAUCAAGGAACUUUAGUCAUGGAAGAGUGGAUUUUGUGAUAACAAGAGAUGGAAAACUAAAGUUUGAGGAACAUGAAGUGGAGGCACCAAAGACGGAGAAAUGGAAGACAAAGAAGAAGCUGAAGCUGCAAAGGAAGAGGGAGAAGAAGAAGAGAAAAGCUGCCAACAAGAGAGAUCCUAGAAGACUUGGUGUUCAGGGGAAGAAGAAGAAGCAGAAGUUUGACACUGCUGAAGAAAGAAUCAAACAGAAGAUUGAAAAUGCAAAAGUCAAAGAAGCCAUGCUAAUUGAGAGACUAAAGCGAUAUGAGGUUUCCAAAGUUCAAGGUCCUGAGGUUAAGCCGCACUUUCUCACUGGUGAAGAACGAUUCUAUAUUAAAAAGAUGGCACAAAAAAAGUCUAAUUAUGUGCCAAUUGGCAAAAGGGGUGUCUUUGGAGGUGUUAUUCUUAAUAUGCAUCUACAUUGGAAAAGGCAUGAAACUGUCAAAGUCAUAUGCAAACCCUGCAAACCUGGUCAAAUUCAAGAAUAUGUUGAUGAAAUUGCAAGACUGAGUGGUGGCAUCCCGAUUCAGAUAAUUGCAACUGAUACCAUUGUUUUUUACCGAGGAAGGGAAUAUGUGCAGCCUGAAAUUAUGUAUCCUAUUGAUACACUGUCGAAGAAGAGGGCGUUGGAAAAAUCCAAAUAUGAGCAAUCACUAGAGUCUGUGAGACAUUUCAUUGCCAUUGCUGAGAAGGAACUUGCACUCUACUAUAGACAUGUUGCCCUAUACGAUGACCCAAAUAAUCAGAGUUCUUACUCCAUCCUUGAUGAUUCAAGAAGCACAAGUGAAAAACGAAAUGAUGAAAUAGGAGAGGAGAACUAUUCAGCAGGCGAAUCUAUUUCCUCGGAUCUCGAGUUACCUCAAAUUGAUGAUUAUUGUUCUGAUGACAAACAAUCUUUAAGCGAAUUUGAAUUUGAGGAUACUGACGAAUCAAGUAGUGAUGACUUGGAUUCUGGGGAGGAGGAAACUAGUAAUUACUGAGGUAGCAUAUGGGGAAAUAUUUCAAUAUUGAGACCUGAAAUAAUGUGGUUUUAAUUCUUGAUCUGAUAAUUGAGGGAUUGGAAUAGAAUAGGCCUUUUCAAUUCUAAAUCUUCUGUUUGGUUAUCCUGAAAUUGGCACAGAAAUUGGAAUUUGAUCUUUAAUUUGUUUGACGCAAUUUCAUGAGCUAAUUCUAUAGCUUAGGUUAAAAUUUAUUAUUCUUAUUUUAAUAUUUGACCUUUUCAAUUGGUUUGCUUGUAUUGACACUAGACUCUAACAAGAACCAUUACUCGUGAGGUUAUCUAGGGGUUCCUCCCCUUGUGUUGGCAACAAGCUGACCUGAUUGGCUUAGUGUUGAUGUUUGUAACUUAAUGGUAGAAUUUUACUUUUAUAUCUUCGAUUGAUGGUUGAAGGACUUCUUUAAAGCUUCUACAAAAUCUUUGUGGGCAAAUCCUUGAUACAGAUUUAUUUGAUUUCGAUGGCACAUGCUUCACUCCUGCAGAACUACAAUAAAUGGCAUUCAGGUUGGUUGAAGAGAAGGGCCAGAUAUUUUCCUG